Molecule: messenger RNA, 4914 nt
Organism: Malus domestica (apple)
Lineage: Eukaryota; Viridiplantae; Streptophyta; Magnoliopsida; Rosales; Rosaceae
Source: RefSeq, a predicted model, not a curated record
AUGGCGCCGUUGCCGGGGACUGAUUUCAGUCCCUUACUUGUUGAGUUGGGCCAAAGAAUUGAACGUUUGAAAGGCAACACUUUGGACAACUUUGUGCCAUCUAGUUCAUCCCUUGUCCGAGAGGAAGAGGAAGGAACUUCAUCUAGUUCCACAAGUGCAACUUCUGAGCACAUUCAUUGGGAAAGAGACGAGAUGGCUGCCAACCAAGAUGAACUUAGAGCCUUGGAGGACUUUGCUCAACCAAUCAUACCAAACUCUCCUUCAUGCAUCUUGUUGUCCACGGAAGCUAGAAACUAUGAUCUUAAAUCUUCACAUUUUCAUAUGCUUCCUUCUUUUUAUGGCAUACCUAAUGAAGAUCCGUUAGCUCAUGUUAAAGAGUUUUACAAUGUUGUGAGUGGUUUACCUUUGCAGGGAGUAAGUGAAGCCAAUUUGAGGAUGAGAGUGUUUCCUUACACUUUGAAAGACAAGGCCAAGAGUUGGUUGAUGACUCUAGCUCCGGGUUCACUCACCACAUGGGAUGCCGUGGCUAAGAAGUUCUUGGAGAAGUUCUUUUCCACUCAAAAGACAGCCACAUUAAGGGGACAAAUCUUCAAUUUCAAACAAGAUGAUGGAGAACCCUUCAAUGAGUGUUGGGAACGUUUUAAAGGACUCUUGUUGCAAUGUCCACACCAUGGGUUACCUCUUCACUUACAAAUGCAAAUUUUUUAUGAUGGACUAACCCAAACUUGUCAAUCAACCGUGGAUAAUGCCGCAGGUGGAGCAUUGAAGAAAAAGAAUGCUCAAGAGUCAUACAACAUCUAUGAGAUGUUGGGAUCUAAUGCUCAACACAAAGAUGUAAGAGGUAAGAAACUUGGAGUGUAUGAAACAAAUGCUAAUCAUGAUCUUUCUUUGCAGGUAGCUAACCUAGAAAGAAAGCUUGAAUCCGUGCUCAACUUGGUGCCAAAACCAAAUGAGGUGUGUGCCAUUUGCAACAUACCAAGCCACCCUACUCAUCAAUGUCCAUCUAGGGAGGCCUAUCCCGAGUUUGUCCAAGAACAAGUGAACCUCAUGAAUUCUUACAAUCAAAGGCCAAGGAAUGAUGCAUUUUCAAACACAUAUAAUCCGGGGUGGAGAGAUCAUCCCAACUUUUCAUGGAAGAACAACAACAACUACCAAAACUUCCAACCAAAACCUGCCUCUACACUUGAAGAUACGGUUAAGUGUUUGGCUCAAAACACCUUGCAAUUCCAACAAGCCACAAAUAGCACCUUCCAACAACAUUCUGCUGCCCUAACCAAAAUGGAGACACAACUCGGGCAGAUUGCAGAUGCCUUGAACCAAAGAGAGGUUGGCAAAUUUCCAAGCCAACCCGUGAUACUUCAAAGGAACCAAGAGCAAGCCAAAGCAAUCACUACACUCAGAAAUGGUAAGGUUAUUGAUAAUAGAGUUGGAAAUGAAGUUACUAAUGAAUUUGAUCAUGUGAAUGUAGGUGGAAAUGAGAAACCAAAUGAGGAACCAAGCCAUGCUUCUUCCUCAAAUGAAGCACCAAAUCUUCACAAGGCCGAGAAGCCUUACACUCCACCAAUACCAUUCCCUGGAAGACUUGCUGAGAGCAAGCAUGAUAAGUCAUUUAAGGAAAUUUUUGAUAUUCUAAGUAAGGUGAAUGUUAACUUACCCUUGCUUGAUGUCAUUAGGAACAUGCCGGCUUAUGGGAAGUUCUUCAAAGAGUUAAACAAUUACAAAAGGAAGUAUGGACCCCAUGAGAAAGUAGUAGUGUCGGAGAAUGUAAGUGCGGUGUUACAAAGGAAACUUCCACCAAAGCUCAAAGAUCCGGGGAGUUUCUCUAUCAACAUCACCAAUGGGGACAAGAAAGUGGAGAAGGCCAUGCUUGAUUUGGGUGCUAGCAUCAAUUUAAUGCCAUACUCCGUGUACCUUCAACUAGGUUUGGGGGAAUUGAAAUCCACAACCAUUUCAUUACAACUUGCGGACAGAUCCGUGAAGUAUCCAAGAGGUAUAGUUGAGGACAUUCUAGUUCAAAUUGAUAAACUCAUAUUGCCUGCAGAUUUUGUAGUGUUGGACAUGGAGGAAGCACCUAUACAUGAUAGAGAGUUGCCUAUUUUGCUUGGAAGACCAUUCAUGGCCACGGCCAAGACCAUCAUUGAUGUGCAAAAUGGACUCCUCACUAUGUCCGUGCUAGGAGAAACUGUCCAAUUCAAAGUGUUUGAGUCUCUUUCUCAACCUUCUUCAUCCCUUGAUUGCUAUGCCAUUGAUGUGCUUGAUUCACUUGUUUUCUCUAAGUUCUUGCAGGCACAAUCUAAUGAGCCAUUACAAACUGUUUUGACUCAAUCUCAAGAUGAGUUUGAUGAUGAAGAUGCAUUCAUGGAAGUGGUUGCUGCCUUGGAAGCAUUAGCACCAUAUCCUUUAAAUGUUUCACCUCUUGUAGAGUCAUUAGAACCAUCAAGGUCACAUUUAAUCCCUUCCAUUGUUAAGGCACCUAAACUUGAACUUAAACCACUUCCACCACAUCUAAAAUAUGCAUAUCUAGCUGAAUUUGAAACUCUUCCAGUUAUCAUAGCCUCGGACCUCACUCCUAAUGAAGAAGAUAAACUACUUAGGGUGUUAAAAGAGUCCAAAUCUGCUAUUGGUUGGUCUAUUGCAGAUAUCAAGGGAAUAAGCCCUACUAGGUGCAUGCAUAGGAUCCUUUUAGAGGAUGGAGCAAAGACAACCCGUGAGCCACAAAGAAGGCUCAAUCCACACAUGAAAGAAGUUGUGAGGGAUGAAGUAUUGAAGUUGUUAGAUGUGGGGAUCAUAUAUCCUAUUUCUGAUAGCAAAUGGGUGAGUGCCAUUCAAGUGGUACCAAAGAAGGUGGGAAUCUCAGUAAUGAGAAAUGAAAACCAAGAACUUGUGCCCACAAGACCCACGGCUAGAAUGGAGGUAGACAAAGCCAAAAUUGACAUCAUUAACAACAUGGCAGCUCCCACAACCGUGAAGGGAGUGAGAAGUUUCUUAGGGCAUGCAGGCUUUUAUAGACGUUUCAUUAAGAACUUUUCAAUGAUAACUCGGCCAUUAUGCAAUUUGUUAGCUAAAGAUGUUGUGUUUCACUUUGAUAAAGCUUGUAUGGAUGCAUUCCAUACUUUGAAACAUGAACUAACCUCGGCUCCUAUCAUUAUGGCACCAGAUUGGUCCCUACCUUUUGAAUUGAUGUGUGAUGCCUCUGAUUAUGCUAUUGGUGCAGUUUUAGGACAAAGGGUUAACAAACUCCCACAUGUGAUCUAUUAUGCAAGCCGGACUCUCAAUGAUGCUCAACUCAACUACUCCACAACUGAAAAGGAGUUGCUUGCUAUUGUCUUUGCUUUAGAAAAGUUUAGGUCAUAUCUUGUGGGAUCUAAAGUUAUUGUGUUUUCUGAUCAUGCAGCCCUUAGGUAUUUGAUGACAAAGAAGGAUGCUAAACCGCGCCUAAUUAGAUGGAUACUCUUAUUACAAGAGUUUGAUUUGGAAAUCCUAGAUAAGAAGGGAAGUGACAAUGUUGUGGCUGACCAUUUGUCUAGGCUUGAUGAGAACCAUGGAGUUGGACCACCCUUGCCUCUAAAUGAAUCAUUUCCAGAUGAACAACUCUUUGUUGUUCAAGAAAAAGAACCAUGGUAUGCUGAUUUUGUCAAUUACCUUGCUUGUGGUGUAUUGAGAGAUGACAUUUCGUUUCAGGAAAGAAAGAAGUUCCUUGCUAUGGUAAAACAUUACAUUUGGGAUGAACCAUACUUGUUUAAGUAUUGUCCUGACCAAAUCAUUAGGAGAUGUGUCCCAGAAAGUGAACACCAAAGCAUUCUAACAUUUAGCCAUACAUUGGCAUGUGGAGGACAUUUUGGUGCCAAAAAGACAUCCCUAAAAGUUUUACAAUCUGGUUUCUUUUGGCCUACUUUAUUCAAAGAUGCUUUUGAUUUUUGUUCUAAGUGUGAUAGGUGCCAGAAAAUGGGGAACAUAAGCCGAAGGAAUGAGAUGCCUUUGAACAACAUUUUGGUGGUAGAACUCUUUGAUGUUUGGGGAAUCGACUUCAUGGGACCAUUCCCAUCCUCUUUUGGUUACUUGUACAUUUUAGUAGCUGUAGAUUAUGUAUCUAAAUGGGUUGAAGCCAUUGCUACAAGAACUAAUGAUCAUAAGGCUGUGUUGAACUUUCUUAAAAAUGAUAUUUUUUGUAGGUUUGGAACACCAAGAGCUAUUAUUAGUGAUGGUGGUAGCCAUUUCUGCAACAAACCCUUUGAAUCCUUGAUGAAGAAGUACAACAUCAACCACAAAGUGUCAACCCCGUACCAUCCUCAAACCUCAGGACAAGUGGAGAUAAGCAAUAGGGAGAUCAAGAACAUUUUGAUGAAAACCGUGAGCCCUACAAGGAAGGAUUGGUCUUUGAGGUUGAAUGAUGCACUUUGGGCAUAUAGGACAGCAUACAAGACUCCCAUUGGCAUGAGUCCAUAUCGACUUGUGUUUGGGAAAGCUUGUCAUUUGCCAAUGGAGCUUGAACACCGUGCAUAUUGGGCCAUCAAGAAGUUCAAUUUUGAUUACAAGGAUGCGGGAGUAGCAAGAAAGCCCCAACUUAAUGAGUUGGAAGAGCUUAGAAAUGAGGCAUAUGAGAAUGCCAAAAUCUACAAGGAAAGGACUAAGCUCUAUCAUGACAAGGCCAUCAUGAGGAAGGAGUUUCACCAAGGUAUGAAAGUACUUUUGUAUGACUCACGUUUGAGACUUUUUCCAGGAAAAUUGAAGUCUAGGUGGGUUGGACCAUUCAAGGUGGUGCAAACAUUUCCACACGGAGCUGUGGAGAUUGAGAGCAUGAAGAAUGGCACCUCCUUUAAAGUCAAUGGGCAGAGAUUGAAACCAUACUUGGACAAUGUGGAGGAUGAGCUAAUGUAUCAAGUUGUGGAUUUUCUUGAGUUUACAACACCAUGA